Protopolystoma xenopodis is the source of this 333-nucleotide messenger RNA. Lineage: Eukaryota; Metazoa; Platyhelminthes; Monogenea; Polystomatidea; Polystomatidae. The record is from the annotation of a GenBank genome assembly.
AUGAGAAUUUUUUUAUUUCCUCAUAUCCUGGGACAGGCCAUGAAUUUGGAGGACCUACUUUAUUCUGUAGAGCCACGACUCGGUCUCCCACCUGAACAUCUUGUGUCCUGCGAUCUUAGCUUGAUUGUUAUCAUGGGCCAAGGGCAUCCUGAUGAUCAUUUAAAUUUUGAUAUGCAUUCUGAGGAUCAUAUUAGUCUUGAUAGAUCAAGUCUUCUGGCUGCUAGUCUCGAAGCUGCCCUUCAUAAUGCCUCCUGGCUCAGAAAGAUACAGGUUUUUAACUUUUAUCUGCUUCAAAACGUGUGUUUUUCUCUUUUUAUUGUCAGUUUUUAUUAA